Molecule: messenger RNA, 2647 nt
Organism: Striga asiatica
Lineage: Eukaryota; Viridiplantae; Streptophyta; Magnoliopsida; Lamiales; Orobanchaceae
Source: the annotation of a GenBank genome assembly
CAAAGGCAUAUGUAUCGAAUUCAAGUGAGAGAAAGUGGAGAGAGACAAGAAUUAUGUGGCUUUGGAUUCUCCCACCAGAUCGUGCCUGCCAGCUUUUUUGUGAAAAUGGUUUUGCUUUAUCAUAAAAUCAAGAAAAUAGAGAAAGGGUAGAGAGAGAAAGCACAGAGAGAUGAGAGGGGUGAAAGACAUGGAGGUGGUGGCUAUGGUAGUUUUCCUCAUUUGCAUUCUCAGCUCCACCAAUGGCGAUACAGAUCCAAACGAUGCUGCUGCUAUUAGCGCGUUGUAUACGGGUUUGAAUCAGCCACCUCAGCUCGAUAAAUGGAAUCCAAGUGGUCAGGACCCUUGUGGGCAAAACUGGAAAGGAAUUACCUGCUCAGGCUCAAGAAUUACUGAAAUAAGGAUAUCGGGUCUGGGACUCACUGGGAAUAUGGGGUACCAGCUAGAUAAAUUGACAUCAUUAACUACUUUCGAUAUCAGUAACAAUAAUCUCGGAAAUCAGAUACCUUUUCAACUUCCUCCAAAUGUGACAAGACUAAACCUUGCCAGUUGCGGCUUUAGCGGUGGCUUUCCAUAUUCCAUAAACCAAAUGAGAUCUCUAGAAUAUCUCAAUUUAAGCCACAAUAAUAUUCAGGGUCAAUUGAGUCUCCAGACCAACCUGUCUGCUCUCACCACAUUGGAUUUGUCUAAUAAUCAGAUGUCGGAUAAUCUUCCUCAAAAUUUCCAGUUCCUAUCAAGCAUACAGAAUAUGUAUUUACAAAACAAUCAGUUUACUGGAACUCUUGAUGUCCUCGCUAAUCUACCACUUGAAAAUCUGAAUGUCGAGAACAAUCGUUUUACCGGAUGGGUCCCUCAACAAUUGAGAGGCAUAAACAUUCAUGCAGACGGCAAUCAAUUCAAUUCCGGGCCUGCCCCUCCACCGCCACCUGGCACUCCGCCAGCUGUCAGGCCCAGCCGGAACCACCGUGGCGGCGGCGGCAGUGGCGGUGAAGGCUCGUCCGGUGGCGGCGGAGGCUCUUCCGGCAUUGGCGGCGGUGCUAUAGCCGGAAUUGUUAUUUCUAUUCUGGUCAUUGGGGCUAUAGUUGCGUUUUUCGUCAUAAAGAGACGAUCGAGAAAGUCACCCAUGGACAUUGAGAAGCUCGACAACCAGCCUUUUGCUCCCCUAACUUCGCAAGAAGCGCAAGAAAUCAAGUCUGUUAAGGCUUCAUCAGCAAGCAGCACUACAUCUUUCGAAGCACCAGCUGUGAUAAGCCUGAAACCUCCUCCUUUUGAUCGUCAUAAGUCGUUUGACGAGGAUGAUGUAACCGUUAUGCCGAUUGUGCCCCCGAAGAAAGUCAACAGGGCACCAAUAGAUGCUAAGCUGUUCUCAGUUGCUGACUUGCAGAUAGCAACGGAUAGUUUCAAUGCAGAUAAUCUCAUUGGCGAGGGAUCUAUUGGACGUGUUUUCCGGGCUCAAUUGGAUGAUGGAAGGGUUGUUGCAGUGAAGAAAAUAAAUUCGUCCGUACUUUCGAAUUCAGAGGUUUUCCUGGACAUUGUGUCUGAAAUUUCGAAAUUGCACCAUCCGAAUGUAACUGAGCUGAUUGGGUAUUGUUCGGAGCAUGGUCAACACCUUCUCGUUUAUGAGUUCCAUAAAAACGGGUCCUUGCACGAAUUUCUGCAUCUUUCUGAUGAAUAUAACAAGCCUUUGACGUGGAACACUCGUGUCAAGAUUGCAUUGGGGACCGCAAGAGCACUCGAGUAUCUGCAUGAAGUGUGUUCACCUUCUGUUAUUCAUAAAAAUUUCAAGUCAGCAAAUAUUCUACUGGACAUGGAGCUCAAUCCUCACCUUUCUGAUUGCGCAUUAGCCAGCCUUGUCCGUGAACCAGAUCAGGCAUCGGGCUAUAGUGCACCUGAGGUGACAAUGUCCGGUCAGUACACCAUUAAAAGUGAUGUUUAUAGCUUUGGGGUUGUGAUGUUGGAGCUUCUUACAGGCCGCACGCCUUUCGAUAGUUCAAGGCCAAGAACCGAGCAAUCUUUAGUCCGAUGGGCAACACCUCAGCUCCAUGAUAUCGAUGCCCUCUCUAAAAUGGUGGACCCGUCUCUCAAGGGACUCUAUCCCGUCAAGUCACUCUCACGUUUUGCGGACGUAAUUGCCCUUUGUGUCCAGCCGGAGCCCGAGUUCAGGCCACCUAUGUCAGAGGUGGUACAAGCAUUGGUGCGGUUGGUACAACGUGCGAACAUGAGCAAGCGCACGUUUGGAAAUGAAGCUGCCUCGACUCGAGCUGGCAGUGGUGAUGCUGAGGACUAUACUCCGUAGGUUUCAAGCGAGUUUUUCCCGUUUGAUCAUCUGAAUCAGAAAAAAAAAGAAAUAAAAAAGAAAAACGAAAAAUUGUACUCGGAAAAUGAAGGUCCAUUGACGGUCAUCUUCUCGGUAAGUCGCCAUUGUGCUGGUCUUCCGGGUCGGGUUUCAUUCUGUUGUAUCAUAUAGUAGAGAAAGAAAAUUUGUUCAUUCUUGAGAGUUGGCUUGACAAAUAUUUGUCUUUUGUUCUUCCCUUAUGGUUAAUGGUUUUAUGUACCUGAUGUGAGAUAUUCAACUACCUUUGAUGAUGCUGCAGUAAUUUUUAGCUACUCUUUUUAAUGGUAUUUAUAAAAUAUCAAAUUACUUUACGUG